Messenger RNA from Seminavis robusta, 3066 nucleotides. The record is from the annotation of a GenBank genome assembly. NCBI's taxonomy places the organism in Eukaryota, Bacillariophyta, Bacillariophyceae, Naviculales, Naviculaceae.
AUGAAGAAGAGCAGCAACAGGAGCAACAAAACGAAAAUCAAGACCGGAGGAGCUUCAGAAGUACAUGUAGAUGCGAAUGACUAUGGCAGUGUGCUCAGCUACUCUGCACCAUCUGACGAUGAUGACGACGUUUACGUGGAACAUACGCUAGACCAACUACGAGGACCUCAUCGAAUGUCAAGAGACUCAGCACAUCUGCAUCAAGCAGAAGAAGCUUCAGUCGAUUCCUUCUGCGACAAUGACGUCUCCUUUGCGGCAGAAGACGAGAAUCCAACACUCAUCCAAAUCACUACAGGAACCACAUUGUCAGCCGACAAUGACGACGAUACCUUAGCGUGCCGCCUAGGACAGUCGUCCUCUGGUCCCAAGGACUCUGCUGCUCCCAUGGAUGAGGUUGAUCUGGAUGGAAAGAAAGUUGUAAACCAAAAGAGGUCAAGACACAGUAUUGAUGAAGAAAACAAUGGGUCGGAUCAGGAAAACGACAGUCAGCUCAGUGACAGCUGCCGUGACGAAGAUGAAACUUCUUCUGCUGACACUGCAGAAGCAAAGGAACAGCAAGUCAGGCAAUCACUCUUCUUUGCCAUCUUGUCAGCUUGCGGGUUGCUCUUUUGCAUGAAACUGAUGACCAGAUUGGUCAACAGAUGCACUGAAAGAGGCAAUGAUGAUGUACCUGGGGUGGACGAAGCUGCUGAAGAGGCAGCAGUGGAAGUCGGAAACCAAGCUGCAUCCGCUGGUAGGACGGGGCUCCUAGCACAGCAACAAUCCAUGACCAACUUGUUAAAUCCAACAGUUUGGGCUCUCCAGGGAACCACGCAACAAAUGGCCGCAGCAGCUGCUCAAGGGGCAGCUAGUGCAACGGCAGCAGGUACCACUGCUGCUACUGGAGGGAUUAGUGGAGUCGCCGCUGCGACUGUAGCUGGGUCUUCCAUGACUGCUCAAAUCGGCAUGGCUAUUGGGGUCGCCGGUUUUAUUGCAGUGGCAGCAGCGGUUGCGGCCCCUCAGUUUCUAUCUACGGGCACCGCCAGCUCUACCGGAAGCACCGGCGGCUACGAUCCAUAUGCAGCCUAUGGCAAUCGGUUUACCCCAUUCCCGACGCCAGCGCCAGCAGAAGUACCUGUGGCGGCGACGACGACGACGACGACGACAAGCAAUCAAGUCGCCGAGACGACAAACUUGGAUGCCGUGGCAGCGAUUGAAGCCAUAGAAGACGAUGCCAGUAUGACCAAUGAUACCAAUGCAACCUUUUUGUUCAACACAACAAGAAACAACGUGACCAGUAACGAAACCAGCCACACCGGCGCUGCAGCGUUUCCAAUGGAGGUCGAGUGUGAGGCCACAGAGGAUGUUGUGGAACAAAAGGAAGGCCUGGUUGACUUUGUCAUUGUAGGUUUGCCCCUCAAUUUCACAACCCAGGAACAAGAGCAGUUAGAAGCCAUUUUCCAGUUGACAUAUAAUGGUUUGGCCGGCAUGUGCUCAGGAGACUACCAGCGCAUUCUACAAAAUGUCACACUCCAAGAAGUCAACUAUGUGGCAGCUGGCAGGAACCUCAUCUUUACCUACACUAAAUGGGCUUGCCAUCUCACCUGCUUGGGUUGUCCAGAUGACAAUCCAUUGUUUGGAAUGCCAAACGACAUUAGCCAAGUUACUGCCAUGUCCAGAAGUGGCGGACGUGAGCUUCAGAGUUCUGCAGGGUUGUUUUCAAACUUUGUUAAUGCAUUCAUGUUUGAAAUGAGGCGAACAUACCCAUCCCUGGAGGAGUCAGAAGAAAGUUCCAAUGUCCGUUUGUAUUCCGGUGCAGUGCUGAAUCCAAUCGACCCACAGGUGGUCGUCAUGGAAUACACUGGUGAUGGAAAGGAUCGUGAACCUGUAGCUGAAGUGGCAACAAAGACUUUUGCUCCUUCUGAUGCAAAGCCAAACCCUACCUCGAGCCCAUCAACUGCUAUCCCAUCUACAGGAACUCCCACAGUGACAGCAGGUGCACCCAGUGCUGCACCAACUACAAGUUCCCCCACAACAAGCCCUCCAACAACAUCGGUCCCUACUCAACCAGUAUCAUCUCCAAGACUCACAAAUGAACCAGAGUCUAUUGCGCCCACAACUUUGUCUCCUACAGUAAAGCCAGGCCAGCCCUCCGCUGUGCCGACAACAAGUGCACCCACUAGUGGACUGCCAACGGAGGAGCCAAUAUCAGUACAGGGUGACAACAACGCACAAGGAGCAGAUGGGAGCAAUCAAGGUGGAAAGAACCCAACUCUUGAACCAACACGAAGGCCAACUCUGGAGCCUACACAAAGACCUACCUUAGAGCCCACAAGAAGGCCCACCUUAAAUCCUACCCAAGCACCUACUAGAGAGCCUACUCGAGGACCCACAAGAGCACCAAGCAAAGGGCCUACACGAGGGCCGACAAAUGAACCAACAAAUUCUCCCACAAGAAGACCAACACAAAAACCAACAUCAGCCCCCACACCUGGGCCAACGAACGCACCCACCAAACAUCCAACGCCGAGGCCAACAAAUAUUCCCACACAGAAACCCACACAAAGACCAACGGCAGCCCCCACAUCAAGGCCAACACCUGUACCCACCAAGCAGCCAACACCUAGGCCAACAAAUAUGCCCACAUUGAAACCUACCAGACAGCCAACUUCUGCACCAACAAGCAGGCCUCCAACUCGCAGACCCACUCCCAACCCAGUGCCUGCUCCAACCAGCAGGCCUCCAACUCGCAGACCCACGCCCAACCCAGUGCCUGCUCCAACCAGCAGGUCUCCAAGCCGCAGGCCCACUCCCAAUCCAGUGCCCGCACCAACCAGCAGGCCUCCAACGCGCAGACCCACUCCCAACCCAGUGCCUGCUCCAACCAGCAGGCCUCCAAGCCGCAGACCCACACCCAACCCAGUGCCUGCUCCAACCAGCAGGCCUCCUACCCGCAGGCCCACUCCCAAUCCAGUGCCCGCACCAACCUCAAGGCGACCGACCGGCAGACCAACAAACAAUCCCACAAUAGGCAGCCUAGUCGCAGACCAUCAAUUGAACCUACUCCAGGACAAGCUCCUGCAAUGA